Xyrichtys novacula (pearly razorfish) is the source of this 9904-nucleotide messenger RNA. The record is from the annotation of a GenBank genome assembly. Lineage: Eukaryota; Metazoa; Chordata; Actinopteri; Labriformes; Labridae.
AAAAGUGAGAGAAAACACUCACACCAACAGCUUCACAGUCACACUGAAGAAAAGAUGUGUCCACAAGUGAUGAUGGGGAACAAUGUAAGUAAAAUCUUAAAAAAAAUAUAAAUCAAAGGUUGGUAAAAUAGUAUUGAAAUUUAAAGUACUAAAAUGUGAGCCUCUUAAUGCCUCAGAUGUUGUAUUGUUUAGAAUGUCUUGAAAUAUCUGGUAAACAGAUGAGCAUGAGGCAUAUACAGUACCUUUUGUAGUAUUUUGUAAUAGAAUAUUACAAACUGAAAAUAUAUACCUGAAAUUAGUAGAUAUGAAUUACUGACAUUCUCAAUGAAAAUUAUGGGAUGUUUGGGAGCUUGUAGGACAUUAGUGUGAACUGCAGCGCUCAGUCUCAUGGUCUAGAUAUUUCUGAAAAAAAAAUCUAAAUUCUGACCACUAGGUAUCACUGUUUGACCCAGAACCACUCCUAAGAAAUUUUAUUUAUUUAAGUGUUCUAACCAGAUAUGAUGAUUUCAAAACAAUAAUUCCUUUAGAAAAAAGCCAACAACUUCUCUGAUUUUUCUUGCAGAAACAGUCACACUAACAAGUCUUAACUUCAGCUUCAGCUCCAUCGGCUUUGUAGGAGAGGCUUUUCUGGGCAUUGCAUUUCACUUUUUAUUUUAAACCUCACUAUUUUAAAGCACCUGUUAGAAGUUUUUGAUUGGUUAUGAGGCCAUUGAUGACAAGAUUGAUAAUCUACACUGUAUUUUUCUAAUGUCCGUAGCAGCUGUGGGAGGGUAGGCACACUGAAAAAAAACACAUUUGUUACUUUUCCCACAUUGAAGGUUCACACUGAAAGAUGAAUCCCACUGUCAAAGGACAAAAAUGGAACCUUUAUUGUCAAUCAACACAACUAUCUCAAGGACAACAUGAAAUGAGCAACAUGGACAAGUUACCGCUUGGUCCACAGAAGUGCCAAAAUCAACACAGACAGAAAGUUCCUCACAGGAGUUUUGUAAGUUUGUUUUUGAUUAAGAUUGUAGUUUCUUAAAUAUAAGAGGCAAUAAUAAAAAGUGAUAGGCAGAUUAUAGGCAGCUUUGCUAUUAUUCAACAGCUGAUGAAAUGGUCCACCGCUUGUCUGAAGGCCUUAUAAAUCAAGGGGUUAAAGGAGCACACUAGACCGCCCCCUCGCCACAUCUGGGCCUUUUCCCUGUUCAGAUCCCCCAGGCAGGUCACCUGGUCCUCAUAGGCCUGUGACACACACCACUUUGAGUGGUCGUAGCUGGACUUAAACUGGUCCGACCAAGGUAGCUUGAUUCUCUUGAUGUUCAUGGCGUGUUUGGGCAGGGAGCAGUUUGAGGGCAGCUCGUGACCCACUCUCUGCCACGUCUCUACCAGCAGGUCAGCGUCAAGGGCCUGAGCCACCCAGCCCGUGUAGAUGUCUGAAAGAGGGACCAUUGAGGGGGAUUAGUUCAGCUCACUGAGAUGAAAUAUUAAAGAUAGAAAAAGCAGAUGCUAAGUUAUGAUUAAUUUUGUUCUAGCAAUUUCAUGUUCCUUGAAAUUCCCUCAUUAAGAGUCAUAGCAAUGCUGCUUCAAAUAAGAUAACAAAAACAGCCUUUAUUAAAAAUACAGCCUUGAUACUCUGGGCUUAUUAUCUUUAGAUCAGAUAAGAUCAGUGACCUACAAAAACUGAGAGGAGAGAGUACUUCAGAAAGCCUUGAGUGGGGUGUGCCUAAAUACUUUUGAGUGUUUGUGGCUGAUAAUGACUGAUGGUGGCUCAUAAGCAAGGUGUGUCGACAGUCUGUGAAAUUUUAAGCUCUUAAAAAAGUUUUUUUCUCAAAGAUUCCCCAUGAAAGUAAAGUACCAAUAGUGGUCUUGUUACCCCCAUCUUCUCAAAUAAUCAAAACAAGUAAAACAGAAACAUCCAACCAUACACAACUGUAUCUCACCGUCUACAAAGCGUUCAGAUUUAACAAAACUGAUGAACUUCUCCCCGCCCACUGAGGAAAGAUGCUCCACUCUCUUGUCUGAAAAAAGUGGUGGUUUAGUGCCACCACAUAUCUGAGCCAGCUGCAGCAGGUCGGCAACAAAUGCAUCAGGAACAGAGCAAUUAUAGAAACGUGGGUAGAUGUAUGCCAUCUGCUGUGCUGCAGAUUCAAGAGAGAGAGGAAAUACUCUGUGUAAAGGAAACCAAACACAGGCUUUGACAUGAAUAGCAAACCUUAAAGAGUGAAAGGAAAUUAUUAUAAAAAUCACGUUUCCUCUUCUAUAAUCUGACUAAAUUGUUUUGCUGAUGGACAACUUAAAACCUACUUAACUUAAGUGGUAGAUAUAUGGAAGUUCACACAUUUUUCUACAUUAUUUACAUGGUUUGUUUGUUUUUCUUGUUAUUUAUCUAACACCUGUGACGGUAAAUAAAGUCACCCCCGAGGCUGGUUGCACAAAAAUAGUAUCAACGUCCUCAAAGAGUCUGUUUAUUUUUUGUUGUUGUUUUGCAUUAUGAUUGAUGGUGUGCAAUUUGGUUUCCUUAAGUCUAUACCUGUUUCACAAGAGCUUCCAACCAUAGAGGUAAAAUGGAUUUGAGGAUAUAGAAAAGUACGACUAGACAAAUGGUGUUAGCUGUCAUGACUCUUGAAGAGUCCAAUUCUGCAAAAGCACACCUUAUUGGUGAAAAAGCUCAUUAGCAGUGCUCAAAUUGUGCAUGUCUCUUUUUUUAAAUCAUAUUUUACUAAUUGGACACUUCCUCCCUCUUGUCUAAAAAUGUGUCAUUUCAUCAUAUUAUUUAACAUCACGUCAGUUUCUUUUAGUCUGUUAUCUUACUGUGAGAGUAACUCUUAAACCCUCCAACCAGCAGAUACUUAUAAUUGUUUGUCAUGUUUGCAGUGAUGUCUAUCUCUACUGAGAGGAUUGAUAGUCUUACAUAAGACCUGGUCCCUGUGCAAAUGUUGUCUUAUUUUUAGCAAACAGAAUUUUGUAAGUUGAAAUCAGGGACUUGUACAGACCUGGAGUGAUCAAGGCCUUGUUGCAUCAUUCACUCACCAAUGCGGAGAAGCUGUUCAUACUGGUAGGUUACACAGAGGGCUGUCUGGCCAAAGAAUUUGCCCGAGGAAGGAUAGAUGUAGCCUUCCUCGGGGAACGAGGGGAAGUGUGGAACGCUGUGUGUCAGCCAGAAACCUUGAGUUCGGUCAAAGAGCAGGGCCCCUGCAGGAUCCACACAAACAGCACUAAAUAUACACUAAACUAUACUCAUAUCCACAGGAAAACACACUGAUGUAUGUCAUGUUGGGACAGUCAAUAAUCUAAAGUCAACAACUGUUAUCAGACAGAUGCUCUUUGCCCGUUUCCUCCUUUUGGCAAUUUCAUAGCAUCAGUGUCUGGGAGGUUCUGUUACACAGGUUCAGACAGAGCUUAAUAAUUGUAUUAUGUGAUGAAAACAUCAGAUUUAUUUUAUUUACAUACACCACAAUGUAGAGUGUAAAUUUAACCUCAAAUUUGAACCCUUUUAUUCUUCACACUGAGCUGUGUGUCACAAAUGUGUCUGUCGUCUCUGGAUAUUAUGACACAACAUGUAAAUAACAUUAUUUAGGGUUACCUUUUCCAUCUGGCACAAUUUGAUAUAUCCGGCUAAAGAAAUUUUAUCUAAAUUGGGAAGAAAAAAAAAAAAAUUCUCAUUUAACUUUACCUUUAGUGUGUCCAUAUCCGCGGAUGUAAUCCAUGUUUGGAGGAGCAUCGUUGUAGAGAGCGUAGACUGAGCUGUUAGACUAAAAAUAAAAAGUAGCUUAUACAUACAGAGCAAAACCAUAAGGCAUCUAUUCAUGCAUACUCUUUUAUCUUCCUGUAAUCACACGUUUAUUUCAGUUAUUUUAGAUCUUGAUAAACAAGGGUGUAACAAGACUUUUGAAAAAAGGGAUGGCCCACCAGGGACCCUUAAUUUUACAGAGCAUGUGUACACACGUGCUAUUAAAUACAAUUUCUGUCAUCACAAAUCAUAUCUACUUUGACUAUUAACAUUUAAGUAUAAAUGUUUAGCUUAAAAAUUAAAUAAAUAAAAAUAACACUAUGAAAUGAGAACACAUAAAUCUAGGAGUCGCAUAACGGUGAAUGUCUGAAGUCAAAAGAACAAACAAAAUACACUAUCAACUUUUUAUUAGAUGCGAUCAUCUUGUUCGCCGUCAUUGCAAGAGUUCACAGAAAGGAUCUGUCUCUUUACUGGAGAUAUGAAGCUCCAGUCAGCACAGGGUUGGCCAAGCUUGUCAAUGUGCCUUUAUAAAACUCAUAUUUUCCACAUAAAGGUGGAAAUGGGAUCUAUCACGUCACCUAACAUGUUUUCCACAGCGCCAAACUACCUUUUAAAAAUAACCUUUAGCAUUUUUUCUGUCUUUUCAGUAUCUUAUCCAGUCCUGACUGCAAAUGAUGACAAAUAAACUGACAUGCAGAAGUCUUUUUAAACUUGUUACUGGGGAAGCAUGUUAAUGUCCAGCUUCAGCUUAGUUCCCCAAGAGUGUCUACUCUACAAACUGGCUCCAGCUUCAGCUCUGAUCAAAAGAGUCUCUAUCUGCGCACACACAGGAAGCAGUGUUUAAAACCUGCCUCAAGAAAAGACGUGCUCUCACCUCAUAGGUCUUUCCCAUGUAGAGCUGGUUCAGUGUGCUCCAGAGGGCUCCUUGACUGAUGUUAACCGUGAAUUUACUCAUCUGCCAACCUUCAGUUGAGGAGUCCAUGUACAUGUAGUCCACUCCACUACCCACCUUACCAAUUUUAUACAGCGGCAGUUUGUAAACAAUAAACCUUGAGGGAAAGGAGGAAUUAAUUCUUCAGAUUACAACACAGAAUAUCUAAACUGUAUAUUCUUAAUUGAUUCUAGUAAUUUCACAUAUAUCCGCCAAGCACAUUAACCAAUAACCCAACUGUAUUAUCUCAUUCAAACUUUACUGAUCCCGAUGUUAUAUUGUCUUAGAUCAACUCACCAGUCAACAGGCUCGCCAGCUUCAUUUCUACAUGAAAUAUUACAACAACACAGUGUGCAACACAGAAGCACAACAAUAAUCUGACAGCAGGGACUGAGGUGAGAUGCCAUCUCGAUCCACUCCUGAAGGUGAAGUGAGAAGAAAAGGGAAAAUUAGUAUCUUUUAAUAGCAUGUGUGCUUUAAAAGUGAGUGACUUUGAAAGUGAACACAUCACAUCUGCUGGAGAGCAUGCAAAACAGGAAGUCAUACGCAGUAGUCAUAUGACAAGGGAGUACAAUACAGAAGGAUGAUCAAGCUCAGGACAUAUGCUUUCACUGGCUCUCAAUCUGUAAAUCUGCAUGCUGUAACUAAAUUUAUCCAGUCAAAGUGUUGCACCUGCUUCUCUCUUUAUCUUUAGUCACCUUUUAUUUGGAACCAAAUGGCUGAUCGUUGAGCCAGGAAACCAUCUGCUACGAACACUUUCAUCCUGUUAGGAAAAACUGAAAUGAAACUGUUUCACCUCUCACUCUGUUUGUGAGUGGCUUUGUUAAAGGCUGAUUUUUUAUCAUUUUAGAGGUUGGUAUUGAAUUAAUCAAAUGUUCAAAUGUUCAAAUGUUGUCCACAGCUAUAGACCAACAAAGACAAUCUACAGCACAACAAAAGUAAACAUCAAAAUCCUACAAAGUCAGACUAUACAACAACUUAGAUCACAAUAAAUACUAAAUCUUAAUAAAGUGAUGUGGAUCUCCAUAUUUAUUCAUCACAAAUAAAGAAAUUGUGAAUUAAAAAAAUCUGAAAUUAUGUGUGAAAUACAGACAAAACAUGAAUAAAUGGCGCACAGUGGAAGGGCAGGGUUUUUCUUUUUUAUCUCUGCUUAAUCAGCUUACAGAAUUUGAAAUGAGUUGAGACAGUUUUUGGUCGUUAUGGUGUCACUUUCUGGGUUGCCAGGUUGUGAAAUCUUAUUUUUGGCAGGGACUAAUCCUCGUGGUGAGGAAUAUUUGCUUUUUCUUUGUCUUAAAUUCAUCUGAGAACCCCCAAGAGACAGUUCAAACAUUCCAGUGCUGCACAACUCUGAUUCAAGCAAGUGUAUCAGUAGCAUUUCAAAACAGGAUAUCACAUUAGACUUCAUAAAUACAUUUGCAUGACUUGCCCAGAUAAACGUCUUAUUUGAAGAAAAAAGCAGGCAAAAAAAAGGUGUGAAUUUCUUUUUAUAACUGAAACUGUUAGCCAAUAGAAGAAGUAAAACAUUUUUAAAAUAAGACUUCCUGUUUAAAAGUAACUUGACAAGUAAAAAUUUUGUUCUCUGAAUUGACAGGUAUUUCACUCAUUUCAAGCACUUCCUUAUUUUCUGCAGUGUCAACACAACAAAGAUAGCCUUGUUUGUUUUGAAUGAAUGUUUUUAUUGAUUUUUUUACUGACCACUGAAACCAGCAGCUUUAUAAUGGUUAACUUUCACCUGCACGGAGUCACCAUAGCUUAUGAGUCAAAACAGUGCAACCAUAUCAUGUGCAAAUCUAACUUUAUUAUUUAAUUUAAUAACUAGUGCACUAAAUACAAGCCUAUAAGUUAUCUAUGAUAAUCUUUUAGACAUGAGUUAAAUGAUAAAACAAUUGUUUUAUUCUUAUGAAGCCUUCACAGAGUGGUUCCAGUUUGAUGUCCCCUCAGGUAUGAUUGAAUGGGAGCAUUUUAGACAAGAACGCACAUGAAGUGCUGAGUUUUAUUACUUUUUGUACAGAAAGUCCUUUGAAUCUACUAGACACCUCUGUAUUUCUACAUGUGCAUAAACUGGAGUUUGUGUGCACUCUGUGCAGGUAAAUCUGACCCAACAACAAAAGUCCAAAGGUAAGACCUCCCUAUGAACAAAAUCCUCCUCUAUCAGUGGUGACACUUUUUGGCUCGAGACUGUGCAAAGACUGAGGACAGACAGACAGACAGCAGGUAGAGGAAAGGACGAUACCAUGGCAACUGCUCAGGUAACUAUUCAUUCUUUUUUAUAUAAAACAAAAAAGACCAAAAAUACUGUAUGAAGUAAAUAUAAUUAAUCCACACUUUUUGGGGUAAACGGCCGCCGAAACGGGGCAGAACUGAUCUGAUAAAUAAUCCUCUGUUCAUGCCUCACAGAGUUGACUCAUAUGAAAUACAACCAAACCAUUAUUGCCUUAAACUGGCAGUAAAAUAAUUCAGCUGAUGGUAAAACUUAUUCAUUAAUUUCAGGUUUCUGAUUCCUCACUUUGUGGAUAAAAAAAUACCACAUUGAUACUUGCUGUUUCAGAUCUACAUGGGGAAAUUCACAGGGGAUUCACACACAACAAAAUAAACUCUUAAUAAACCAAAAACUUUAAGAUAGCUGAAAACAUGUUGAUAUCUUUUGAUUUUUUUCCUAUAAAUAUAUCCUCAUAUUCUCACUAUUCAUUUGCUCUUUAUUGUAUUUAUCUUUGGAUUUUGUACUUUUAAAUAAAAUAACCUGACACAGAACGGUUGUAUCGACAUUCAGUGAAAUAUAAUAGUUAAACACGCAUGAUGUUUCUGUUUAAAAGUAGAGAUUAGUAUUGAUGGUAAAAAAAAAAAAUGUGUUCCUUGUGGGUGCAGAAUGCAGAGUUUGUGCGAACAGGUUAUGGCAAGAACUCAGUGAAGGUGCUGGUGAUCAGGAGACAGGGGAGCCAUCACUCCAUUAUUGAGCUGAAAGCUGACGUGGAGCUCACACUGAAGACACGCAAGGAUUAUUUACAUGGAGACAACUCAGACAUCAUCCCCACCGACACCAUCAAGAACACUGUGCAUGCCCUGGCCAAGCUGAAAGGGGUAGGUCUCCAACCUCCAACACGUGGGGCAUGUCUAUAUGCACUGUCGCUUGUUUUUUCCCCUUCGGAAGGGACCCUUGUCCUGUAGCUCAAACACAUACUAAUCAAUAAAAUUGAGGACAAACAUGUCCUGUUGACUUUUGUCUCUAGACCCCCUGUUAUGUAAAAUUCUUACUCCUCUUACAUAACACAGUUACUUGUUCUUACUCUUGUUUUUGGCUCACAGCCUAUUGUCUUCCUAUAUAUUUCAUCUGUGUCUGUUCAGGUCAAAACCAUUGAGCAGUUUUCCAUGGACAUCUGUAACCACUUCCUGACAUCCUUUGACCAUGUGCUGAAGGCCAAAGUUUACAUGCAGGAGGCACCAUGGCGAAGGCUGGAGAAGGUAAAAAACAGGUUCACUUAUCACGCAAACAUUUUACCUGUGAUUGUUAAUACAGCAUAUCUCAAAGAGCAUUAAUUUCACUUCUGUGUAAUACGUACAUCAUUAAAUAUGACUUUCGUUAAGUUUGUUGAUGCCGCUUUUUCACAGAAUGGAGUCGAGCACGCUCAUGCAUUUAUCCUUAGCCCAGAAGCUGUUCGCUUCUGUGAUGUGGAACAGAAUCUCAAUGGUGAGCACACACACACACACACACACACACACACACACACACACACACACACACACACGUUAGCAGUAUUAUAAACCAAUCUAUUUGAAAUCAAUAACAUUGUUGGCGACUGAUACUGCAUAGAAUUCAUUUAUGGUAAGGUGCAUCAAUGGUUUUGCCAGUAAAUACAAAGUUAAUGUAAUGUUAACAAAGCCCAAACAAUCAGCUGGUACUAAAGAUUAAUCAACAGUAACAAACAAGAGUGUGAUGCUUGAAAGGUGUGUAAUGAAAGUCAGAUGAUGGGUCCCAGACCUGUACUAGAAAACUGCCUCUGCAGAAAUCACCACACCCUAUUGUAUAUCAGGUGUUCAGACAAAGAUUUAGAGGAGCAUGUUUCUAAGAGUUACACUCUGUCUGACACAGGCAUGCCUGUGGUUCAUAGUGGGGUGAGGAACAUGACAGUUCUGAAAACUACCCAGUCAGGUUUUGUGGGUUUCCUGCGAGACCGCUUCACGACCUUGCAAGAGGCCCAGGACAGAUGUUUCUGCACUUCUGUCUACGCCAGGUGGCGCUACAACAAGACUCAGGAUGUGGACUUUGAUGCCUCAUGGUAACUUCCUGUUAAAGGACUCUGGAGGGAAACAUUCAGUGAUUGUUGUUGUUGUGUCAUGAUGGAGUACAUGUAUUUAUCUGCCACUAAAAGGGAAAAAAUAUAACAGAUUUGAAACACAACUGAGGAGGAAAAUGUCAUUUUUAAAACCUCAUAACAUGAAAUUAUGUACUUUUUUGACUCUGUAGGAAAUGUGUCAAGGACACAAUCAUUGAGAAGUUUGCUGGCCCCUAUGAUCGUGGAGAGUUCUCACCAUCUGUACAGAAGACACUUUAUGACUCACAGGUCCUCAUUCUAGACAGAGUUCCUGAGGUAAGACCACAUUUUUGUUCAAAGGAGGCACACUCAAGGUGAAAUCUAUACUUCCUAUUUAUCCUACCUAUCAAAAAAGGUCAAAUAAAAACAUGUUAAAUGAUUUUUGUUACUUUUGCGCACACUUUUUAGUACCAAUAUAGUUGUUGCCACUGAAUAUAACAUAAAACAUGCUCAUCAAGGUCAUUCAGAAAAACCAAGGCUUUCUGGUCUCUAACUUUCAGGUGGAUGAAAUUGAGAUUGUCAUGCCCAACCAGCAUUAUUUCACCAUUGACAUGACAAAAAUGGGCCUCAGCAACAAAGAUGAAGUAAGUCUACUGAAACACAUAAUCUUUUAGGUUGUUAAAUCGAUAAUUUUUUUAAGUCACUUAUGAUCAUUUUUCCCCUGACAGGUUCUGCUUCCCCUGGACAACCCUUCAGGCAACAUCACAGGAACCGUGCGCAGGAAACAGCAAGCCAAGCUGUAAAGACGCUGGCUCACAGAAAACACUGCUGCUGUCAUCUACAAACCAACCUGGAUAAGCUUACUCAAUACAAAAGCCAAUGAACAAAAACCUGUGUCAAGUUUGAGUAUUUUGCAUGAAUGAGCACAACAACAACACAGAAAGCUUAUAACCAUGUUAUGUGAAUAAAAGAAGAGAUAUACGAUUCAAUAUUAUUAUUCUCUUAACUGAA